CCGAUUGAGAUUAAAGCUUUGGGUCAUAUUAUUACAAAGACCAUAUAAACUUUGACCAUUCGGGGAAUCUAAACAGAACCAAUCCAUUUGUAGUUUGCUCCGCUUUUAGACGUUUAACCACCCUCCACCCCUCCGUUUCUAAUGGUAGACUUUGCUGGGUCCUGAUCAGCCUCUGACCACAGAGUUGUGUCAUCGGGAUGUGUGAAGCUGAGAGACUGGGUAGCAUGUGUGUUAUUCCAGUGCAUGACUUUGUGAUCUGAGAACAGAGAACACAACGGCUAUCUCUCUCGGAUCAGUUACACACAAAUAACUUGCUGGCCAGGACUCCUGGAGAAAAUGGAGGAGAGUUCGGGAGAUGCAGUGCCAACCAUGGAAGAAAAGCCUAUGUCAGUGGCUGCAUUAGCAUCAAAAUUUAAACAAGGAACGAACAAUACCUUAGAAAAGAAUGAGAAACCGCUCAAGAGACCAGUUCGGAAAAAGCCUCCUAGCUCACUGCCUUUGUGUGGGAUGAAGAAUGACAUUGAAACAGACCGUAAUGCAGAUGAGAAGUCAUCAGUUAAUGACUCCAACCGUCCACCAAAGUUGAAAUUGAAGACUUCGUCCCCGCUCAUUGAAAAACUCCAGGCCAACUUGUGUCUCUCCCCGAUUGCUCUCUUGCCUGGGGCUGGUCCAAAGAGUCCAUUAAAAUCUUCCUUCUCACCUUUUACUAGUCCUGCUUCCACACCUGAUAGUCCUGGAACACGCUCCCAAUCUAGUGAAUCUGAUGGAGGGCCAGUUUCAUUUGACCAACCUGCAGAAAGGGAACCUUUGCACAGUCUGCACAAGAACCGGGUACGUGUGUCAUUGAAACGACGGCCACCCAGCAGGAGAUUUCGACGAUCAGUUGCUGAAGAUGCAGCUAACUCUGACUCUGCAGAAACAGACACGUCUCCUAAGAAUGCAGAACCAGUACAGAAUGGAACACCAGAUGAGGAAAGCAAUGAUGUUUUUACUGAUGAUGGAGUUCAAACCGAUGAUGCAACCUCUAAGAAUUCCCCUUCGCCUGAAGAAGACUCUCUGCCCUCCCCAAAAGAAUCUUCUCCUGAACAAACAUCCGAGAAAGAGCUCGAUCACCUCUCCUCUCCUCAAAGCCAAGAAUCUGAAUUGUCUUCUGAUCUAAGCCAAUGCGAACACGUGGAAGACAAUGCUAGCACUACAAAAGAAACUGAGGAGUCUUCAAACAAAGACAAUGAGGCUUCUGCCAGCAGUGAUCACAACAUAGCAGGAAGUGAGACUGCAGAUUCUGAGAGCUCUAAAGAAGAACCCAAAAUUGAAGAAGUGAAUGCAAUUGAUAUUCAGCAGCAGAAUUCCAAAGCAGAGGAAAUGUCUCCUGAGGGCACUGAAGACGAAAGAUGUACCUGACUAUAUCAAACUCGGUCCAGUUGAUAUUCAUUGGAGGCUGACAAGUUUUCAAUGUAAAUCUGUUUAUUUUGUGCCUAAAGGUGAAAGAAAACUGUUCUUUCUGCGCAACUUUUAGCUCUUUUGUUUGCUAGGGUGUGUGCAUGUUUCUGUAAUAGUUCCCCUGCACAUUGUUUGCUUCUGCUCCUUAAGGGCUGGACUCAUUCACAGAUCUAUCCCAAUUUACUCAGGUAUCUCCUUUGUGCAUCAUGAUUUUGAAAAUUUAUCUUUUGGAUAAAUACUUAAUUCUAGUUGCACAUUACAAGGAGUGACUGCAAUGAAUGUCAAUAAAUAAAAUAGCACAGAAAUGCCAAAAAAGAAUUGUGCGCUGGACCUUUACACUUAGAUAUGACUGUGUGGAAUAGUGGAUGUGAAAUUUGCACGCAACUGCAUAAUUCAAAAACAGAACGAAUAAUUCCCUAAAACCAAAAAUGGCAAUCUUAGAAUCUGGGGAAUCAAAUGAAAAGAUUCCAAAUAGACAGUAAUUAAUGCCAAUGAUUUAUUUAAAUGUAAAAAUGCCCCAAUUAGUCAGGUCCUCCAUGCUGCUGUCUUCCAGCUUUAUUUCAGAAUAAGGUAUCUCUAAUUUUAAAAAAAUGGAAGGAAAGUUACAGAUUUGUCUAUAUUUUGUCGUCCUGUCUGUUAACACUUCUAUUUUGGAGAUUGACCAAACAUAGCAACACAAUUGCUGAUCAGUUGGUUGGUGGGACAGACAGAGCAGGAUUGAAGUAGAGCUCAGUAGUUAGUUUAUGGGGUCUCCAACUUAAAUCCCAGCAGUUUGAUGGAGUGAAGAAACUUGCUAAUCCUCUUCUGAAGCUAUAGCUUAAAAUGGCAGAUCAGGACUGGAAAACGUCCAUUGCAAUCUGUCAAAUCAGGCCAGGGAAGGAAUAGAUAAUUCCCUGCUUCAUUUUAACACACUCUAGCUACACCCCAUAACUCUUAAGCCUGAUUUCAACCAAACAUAGGAUCUAAAAUCAAGGAGAUGAUUGACUUAAAUUUAUGUAUUACUUGUCUCAGGUGAAUGCCUGUUCGGUUGUUUGCCUUAAAGAUUGAAAACAAAGUUCUUGUAUAUCAACAAUCUGCCUAGCCUUUGAUUCAAAACUGUUUAAGACAAAAUUGCUCUGAACUCCUGUUUGAAUAGUUUCCUCUGAAUUCAUUUUCCUCCACAUCAGGGAUUUUGUUUCCCAUCUUGAGAAAGGUAUGGUGAGGUGCACGAAUUCUGGGUGAUGUUAGUCAUUGAGUAAAAAUUCAACCUCUCCCCUUCCAGCGACAGUUCACGCUAUCUACAAAUAGAGAAUUGUUUUAUUUGUGCAUCCUUAACCAGGACAGCACAAUAAGUUGCUGCAAUUACACGGAAACCUUUUGGAGUAGGAAAUCCACUUGUGCUUGUGAUAAAAUGUCCUGAUGGAAGAUUUAGUUCUUUGCUUGUUAUUAAUACUGGGAAAUAUUUUAGUGUCUCUGGCAAUGGAAUGUUGAAUUUUGAGCCCUCGCAAUGAGCAGAGGCUUUCAACACUUUCAUAUCCACUAAUGGCAACACAUCUGCACAUGACUGAAAUGAUGAUGUGAUCUUACUCUAACACUUCAUUCAGUUCCAUUGCUCAUGCACAUUAAACAUUCAAAUUACAUACCAAAUUACAAGUCAAGCUCAGAAAUGGGAAAGUGCUUUUUUCAAAUGUCCUGGUUAAGUAUUUUACAAAACAAAUAUGUGAAAACACUGCGAUGAAUAAAAUGAUUUACAUCAGUAAGUGUUUCUCACAAACCUUUUUAUAUAUGUUCAUUUUCAUGGUAUUUACAAAGUUAAAAUGUGAAAACUACAGUGGGAUUCUUUUAUAGUGCAGCGUUGCCCUCUGCUUGCCUUUUUCCAUAGCAGUUAAAAUGAACUCUGGCAGCAGCUGACAAAUUCUGUAGUUCCACAUAAGUACUUUAUAAUCUCACCACACUGUGCUGAUGCAGAGUCACUAUGCACUUCACACAUGGUUGCUUGUUUCUGUUUUUUUUUAUGAAUAUCUCAAUGUUCCAUGACUGACUUGGAUGAACAAUGAUCAGGAUUAUUCUAUUAAUUAAAAGAAACUUCAUUAAAGGCAAUAUCUACAUGUAAUAAACUUGGUAAAAUUUCAAAUUAACCUGUGCAUCGCAUUGGCAGCUUUCAUUGAAUUCAGUCACUGUGAAAUUAUUCAUUUCCAAUUUUCCCCUCGACUUGUCAGGAAACACCAGUCAAUGCAGUCCCAUCUUACUGAAUUUUUUUAAAAUUUGGCAAAUAAGAUGAGGAAACUGUUGUUCAACAAGAUUAUAUGAACCAGAGAAUCCAAACUGAAAUUAUUGGUCUCUGGACAAUUGUGCAAGAGUUAUUUGUGACUUUAUUAUGGUUUAAGAGAAUAGGAACAUGGAAUUCUUGUUCCAAUAAAUCUGAGCUGAGAAAAUAUUUGAUUUGAAUAAUGUAAAUUGAUAUUUUCUGGCUUAAUAUAUGAAAGAUUUAAAAUAGAAAGAUUUAAAAUGUGGUUUCAUUGAAAAAAAAAUUGAAUUUAAGAGUAUUGACUAAAACUUCCAGGUGGAAAUAUAUUUAUCAACAUAUUGCCUCAUCAAAACGUACACAUGAAACAUGAGACCAAAUUGGUUCAGUAGCAGGAAGACAUUAAUCCCAUUUGAUACCUACAAUGACCUCUUGUUUCAUGCAGCCAUAGAAAUAUGUAUAAUAGGAGCACGGUCUUGCUGUAAAUAACCCUCCUGUCAAGCUAUACUGCCACACUUGCUUGCUUCAACUAACGAUACAAUUUUACUUGUCAUUGAAUAACCUUCUCUCUCAACAGAUUUCAAAAUGCUGGUUUUAAAUUAUUCGAUCAAAUUGUGUUAGUCAAAAUUUCUCACGUAGGUACAACUCCAGAUCAACUACCUUCAGAUGCAAAAUACUAAGUUAAUGAGAAGUGUAUAUUAAGAAAUCAACCAUAAAGGAAAGCUUGAUCAGAGUAGCCCCAAGAGCUUUGAGACUUUGGAGGCAUUGAUAAUAGAAGUGUGAUUAAAUCAGUAAGUUACAGAAUGAUUAGCCAUGGGUCAGUAUUUGCAUUGAUUCUAAUGAAAUCAAUAUUGUGUAUUUGGCAAGAAAACAACUGGAAUUGAUGACCCUAAUUUUUGCCUGAGUGACCUAAAUUGUAUGCCCUUUUACAAUGUUCACAAUCUGUCCAUAUAUUUCUUCGUGAUUUCCUGCAUAUUUUCAAAGCUGAAUAUUGCGACGUAGAGAAAGUAAAGAAACUGUGCACAAUUUUUUAUUUACAAUCACCAAAUAAAGCAGGCUUGUUGAUUUUAUGCCACUUAACUGUAAAGUUGUUAAUCAGGCAUGACUUGGCAAAGGACACUUCCUUCACUACUAUUACAAUAUUAGUGCAACUCAUAUGAGUUGGUCCAAUUAUUGGAGAUGAUCUGAACAAUGGGACAAUGCUAUCUCCACCAACAUUUCCUAAUUAAAAGGUUUUGCAUGUAAUUUCUACUAGGGACCUCAAGAUAAAUCCUUUGAUCACACCAAAAAAAGUAGUUGUAUUGAAGUGAAAAUGUUUUAAGUGGGAUGGUGUCUCUGAGCAGGAGCAUUUAAUUUUGCUACUGCACGAAUUAUUGCAUUACCUUGCAAUUAGUAUCCUAAUGUAUAGCGCAGUUUCAAGUCAUGGAUUUAGAAUAUAGAUAUGUAACACUUCUGAAUGACUGUGAAUGUAAAAUUCUCAAUGGAGUGAGGUGUAUGCUGGAAGUGUUUUGCUUUGUAUUCUUGGUAAAUAUAUGGUGCCAAAAAUGCUGCUUUUGUAAGCUUUUAAGUGAAAAUAAAAAUGUACUAUGAAAGUAAAA
This is a messenger RNA of Hemiscyllium ocellatum (epaulette shark), 5262 nucleotides long. RefSeq lists its product as uncharacterized. Gene Ontology annotation, biological process: skeletal muscle contraction; protein localization to endosome; retrograde transport, endosome to Golgi. The transcript has 7 exons. The coding region runs from base 337 to 1401 and encodes 354 amino acids. The record is from RefSeq and is a predicted model, not a curated record. Gene Ontology annotation, molecular function: retromer complex binding; phosphatidylinositol phosphate binding; actin filament binding. Gene Ontology annotation, cellular component: WASH complex; early endosome. Lineage: Eukaryota; Metazoa; Chordata; Chondrichthyes; Orectolobiformes; Hemiscylliidae.